This is a messenger RNA of Sphenostylis stenocarpa, 1125 nucleotides long. The record is from the annotation of a GenBank genome assembly. Lineage: Eukaryota; Viridiplantae; Streptophyta; Magnoliopsida; Fabales; Fabaceae.
AUGCCGUUUUCUCAACCAGCUUUUCUCAAGGGAUUUGCUGCUAUUAAUAAUUGCAGGAAUUCUGUACUGCGGUUCCCCUUCCAUCUCUUGUGGAAGACUCUGCAAAUUCAAUGCAUUACCCCAAAAGUACUAAAAAUUGGUUCUAUGGAGUCAAGAACAGGAAUUCUUUCCAUAGCAAUCUCUUCUCUUUUUAUGUUUUCUUUUGUUUCCUUUGUAAAGGGUAGCCUCUCUUUCAACUUCUAUGCAGAUUCAUGCCCAUCAGCUGAGUUAAUCGUAAGAGGCACUGUUAGCUCAUCCACUUCUACUGAUCCUUCUAUUCCUGGAAAGCUCCUUCGCUUGGUUUUCCAUGAUUGCUUUGUGGAGGGAUGUGAUGCCUCUUUGAUGCUACAAGGUAACAAUACAGAACAAAGUGAUCCAGGAAAUAGGUCUGUUGGAGGAUUUUCAGUAAUAGAUUCAGCAAAAAGGGUACUUGAGAAGUUCUGCCCUGGAACUGUCUCUUGUGCGGACAUAAUAGCUAUAGCUGCUAGAGAUGCUGUUGAAAUAGCUGGUGGACCUAGGAUUAUGAUUCCUACAGGUAGGAGAGAUGGCAUGGUUUCAGUUGCUUCUAAUGUCAGACCCAACAUUGUGGACACCAGUUUUUCAAUGGAUGAGAUGGUUCAACUCUUUGCCACCAAAGGAUUAUCCUUACUUGAUCUUGUAGUCCUUUCAGGAGCUCAUACCAUAGGCACAGCACAUUGCAGCUCAUUCAGGGAUCGUUUUCAAGAAGAUUCAACAGGAAAGCUUAGGCUCAUUGACAAAACCCUUGACAGUGACUAUGCUAAUGUGCUAAUGGAACAGUGUCCAGCGGGUAUCCAACCAUCUGUAACAGUGAACAAUGAUCCUCAGACAUCUGUGGUCUUUGACAAUAUGUACUACCAAAAUCUUCUGGCUCACAAGGGUCUGUUCCAAUCAGAUUCUGUUUUGAUAAGCAAUGAUAGCACAAGGAUAUUAGUGGAGGGCUUUGCAAAUGAUCAAGAGCAUUUUUUUGAGAAUUGGGGUCAGUCGUUCUUGAAGCUGACUAGUGUUGGAGCAAAAACUGGUGAUGAGGGUGAAAUUAGAAUAUCUUGUGCAUCAACUAAUGCAUAA